Molecule: messenger RNA, 1193 nt
Organism: Erpetoichthys calabaricus (reedfish)
Lineage: Eukaryota; Metazoa; Chordata; Cladistia; Polypteriformes; Polypteridae
Product: trace amine-associated receptor 13c-like
Exons: 2
Coding region: 26-1030 (334 amino acids)
Biological process (GO): G protein-coupled receptor signaling pathway
Cellular component (GO): membrane
Molecular function (GO): trace-amine receptor activity
Source: RefSeq, a predicted model, not a curated record
GCUAAGGAGAAGAAUUAUACUACUGAUGAUGCAAGCUAAUCCUGUUUAUAGUAACUCAUCUGGCAAUUCAUCCUUCCCUAAACGAAGUCAGCCUGCUGCUGUGUAUGUUCUCCUGUAUUUUUUUUCAGCUUUUCUGGUGAUCUUGACUGUGUGUGGAAACCUUCUGGUCAUAAUCUCAAUUUCACAUUUCAGACAGCUUCACACACCAACCAACAUACUCAUUCUAUCCUUGGCUGUUGCAGAUCUUUUAUUAGGUAUUUUUGGAAUUCCAUUUGCUAUGAUUAAAAUUAUUGAAAACUGUUGGUAUUUUGGUGAAAUUCUUUGCUUAGUGUACAAAUUAGUAGCAUUUUUUCUAACUUCUGUUUCUAUUAGCAAUCUGGUCUUUAUAGCUGUCGAUCGCUAUAUUGCUCUUUGUGAUCCAUUGCGGUACACGUCCAUAAUAACUGUAUAUUUUGUUAGUAUCUUUAUUGCACUUGGCUGGGCUUUCUCAUUAGUUUACAAUGUAAUAAUCAUUAGUAUGAACAGAAUUGACAGCAGUGAGGGACAGGAUGGUUGUCAACAUGACUGUUUUGUUAUUCUCAGUGAGACCUUUAUCAUGGUUGAUCUAAUAAUCACAUUUAUAUUGCCUUUCUCUGUAAUGAUAAUUCUGUAUUUUAAAAUAUUUACUGUGGCAAAGAAGCAUGCACAAUUAAUCAGUUCUGCUGUACAAAAUUGCAAAGGUGGCAAGAAUAAGAUUUCAAAAACGUCUGAAAGAAAAGCUGCAAAAAAAUUAGGGAUUGUAAUAGGAAUCUUUUUGCUUUGUUGGGUACCUUACUACCUCUGUGGUAUAAUUGAUUCAUACUUACAUGUUACUGCUCCACCUUUAGCAAAAAACAUUUUUAUUUCACUAGCUUACAUCAAUUCCUCUAUUAAUCCAAUCAUUUAUGCUUUGGUUUAUCCCUGGUUUCAAAAAUCAGUCAGACUCAUUAUAACACUAAAGAUCUUGUCUCCUGAGUCCUCUUUAACCAGUUUGUUUAAUGAUAGCCAGUAAAUCUGCCUAUUGCUCUUAAUGCCUUUCUGAUGGUAAAAUAAUAAACCUGAGAGGGUAAAUGAUAGAAAAUGAUUUUAAAAACUGCACAGAGAGUUAAAUAUUAACAUAUAAAUAAAUGGUGAAUUUAAUAUUUUUUUAAAUUCUUUAAGCAAAACUAUCCUAA